Panthera uncia (snow leopard) is the source of this 3598-nucleotide messenger RNA. RefSeq names its product leucine rich repeat, Ig-like and transmembrane domains 3 (gene LRIT3). Gene Ontology annotation, molecular function: protein binding. The coding region runs from base 826 to 2880 and encodes 684 amino acids. The transcript has 4 exons. NCBI's taxonomy places the organism in Eukaryota, Metazoa, Chordata, Mammalia, Carnivora, Felidae. The record is from RefSeq and is a predicted model, not a curated record.
AGGCAAGGCCAAUCAAUACACACACACAUACACACACACACACGCCACUAAAUCCAUGACUAUCAACUGUCGAUGAGGAUUGUCCAUCUUCUGUGAUUGGAGGUAGUUUUUAAUUAUUGAAUUACAUUUUUGUUUUCUGAUAGAGCCUAAUUUUGCUAAAAGAAAUGGAUCUUCAGAUCUGGCUUGAUGCCCGUAACUUGGGAAACUAAUGUAGAAUAAAAUAUAUUCUUAAACCAAGAUAAUGGCCUUCAUUACAAACAAACAUGCUGCACUGAGGUGACGUGGGAGAGCUGCAGGAGACAUUCUCACCAGAGCCUGGGUCCUGCUACUCAGUGGUGGAUUGAAGCAUUUUGCCUAAAAAAUCUAGGUACUGGGUUUUGUUUACUUUGUUUUUGGAGAUCACAAAUGCAAAAACUAUAAUUUAUAAUGUUAUAUAAAUAAGCUGCAGUAUUUUCUAGCACCCCUAAAACAUUGAAUUGUUUUAAACGUUAAGUGUAUCUUCACAGUAUAGUAGCAAUUACAUUCAUAGGAAAAGGAUUUAAUAGGCAUUUCCUUGCAAAUCUGGAGAUGGGCAACUAUUGAAAUUUUCUUGACAUGUGCUUGAUUUUCAUAUUCUUUGGAAUGUGUUACUUUGCUGAAACCAUUUUCAAAGCCUAGGUCGAUUGAUCCCCUGUAAAAUACACUUGAAGGUUAAGUAACUACAGAUCUCAGCUAAUCCUAUCUAAUCUGCUGUUACUAAAUGGCUGUUUGCAUUCCUGGCACACCAGUUUCUGAAGUUUAGGAUUUGGUUUUUACUUUCUGUUCAAAUAACCUCUACAAGGAGCGAUGCGUCUUUCAGCAUGCCUGUGCAUUGUGCUCAUUAGCUUUUUGGAGGGAGUGAGCUGUUCAUGUCCUUCACAGUGCACCUGCGAUUAUCAUGGCAGAAAUGACGGCACAGGAUCAAGGUCGGUGCUAUGUAAUGACCUGGAUAUGAAUGAGGUCCCUAUGAACUUCCCUGUGGAAACUGUGAAGCUACGUAUAGAGAAGACUGUCAUCCGCAGAAUCCCUGCAGAGGCCUUCUACUACCUGGUGGAGCUCCAGUACCUCUGGGUGACUUACAAUUCCGUGGCCAGCCUUGAUGCCAGCAGCUUUUACAACCUAAAGCAGCUGCAUGAGUUGCGCUUGGAUGGAAAUUCUCUGGCCGCUUUCCCUUGGGCAUCUCUGCUGGACAUGCCCCAGCUGAGGACCCUGGAUUUGCACAACAACAGAAUAACCAGUGUGCCUAACGAGGUGGUCAGGUACCUGAAGAACCUUGUCUACUUGGAUUUAUCAAGCAACAGGCUAACCACACUACCACCAGAUUUCCUGGAGAGCUGGUCCCACUUACUUACAACAUCGUCAAGAAGCCUGGACCUUUCACCACAAAGAAUUAUUCUUGGUCUGCAGGACAACCCUUGGUUCUGUGACUGUCACAUUUCUAAAAUGAUCGAGUUGUCAAAAGUUGCUGACCCUGCUGUAGUGCUUCUUGAUCCACUGAUGAUAUGUAGUGAACCUGAGAGCCUGACAGGGAUUUUAUUUCAGCGGGCUGAGUUGGAACAGUGUUUGAAGCCAUCAGUGAUGACGUCGGCCACCCAGAUCACAUCUGCUCUGGGCAGUAAUGUUCUGCUGCGGUGUGAUGCUACUGGCCAGCCUACUCCACAGCUCACGUGGACCAGAUCUGACAGCUCACCAGUUAAUUAUACAGUAAUUCAGGAAUCUCCAGGAGAAGGAGUCAGAUGGUCCAUAAUAAGUUUGACAGGCAUUUCUUACAAGGAUGCUGGGGAUUACAAAUGUAAGGCCAAAAAUUUGGCUGGGAUGUCAGAAGCUGUGGUUACUGUGACAGUGGUUGGUGUUGUCACAACCACGGUAUUAUCAGACACCUCUCAAAGAACUGGAGAUCACCUUGAGCAAAGAGCCCAGCCAGGAUCUAGAUCUACAUCCAUACCCGGUUCACUGUCAUCUCCUUGGUCCUCUAACUCAUCUUCUUCCCCUGCUUCUUCCAUUUUUCUUUCUACUUCUACUUCCUCUCCUCCCUCCACUGCUUUCUCCUCCUCAUCUCCUUUCCUCUCCUCCAUUGCAUCUUCAAUCACAACUCUAAGCACCAGAAUUUCAACAAAGCCCACCAUGGCCAGCCAGCAGUCAUUCCAGCUCCGCCCAGAUGGGAAAAGAAAUGUAAAGGCGGAGAUAGGUGGAAGUAAGUUUCCUUCAGCUAGUGCAAGUAAAAAUGAAGAGUUGGAGUCAUUGGAUCAAGCAAUGCCAAUGGAGACAAAUACCACAAUAGAAAAUCUCAGAGUAGUCAGUGAGACUGAAGAGAGUGUGACAUUGAUGUGGAACACUGUCAACACUACACGUAAGUCCGAGGUGACUGUGUUGUAUUCCAAGUAUGGCGAGAAGGACCUGCUGCUGCUGAAUGCAGAUUCCAGCAAGGACCAAGUAACCAUAGAUGGCUUGGAGCCUGGCAGGCAGUACAUAGCAUGCGUCUGUCCAAAGGGAGUGCCUCCCCAGAAGGACCAAUGUAUCACUUUUUCUGUUGACAGAGUCGAAGAAGAAGGUGAUUCUCAAGUGUCUUUCCUUAUCGUGGUGAGCGGUACUGCCUGUGUUGUUGUCUUGCCAUUGAUAUUUUUCCUGUUGUACAAAGUUUGUAAAUUGCAAUGUGGGUCAGAAUCCUUCUGGGAAGAUGAUUUGGCAAAAGAGACUUAUAUUCAAUUUGAGACCCUGUCCCCCAGGUCUCAAAGUAUAGGGGAACUUUGGACGCGAAGGCACAGAGAUGAUUCUGAAAAAUUGCUGCUUUGUUCUAGGUCAAGUGUGGAAUCUCAGGUGACCUUUAAAAGUGAAGGUUUGAGACCAGAGUAUUAUUGCUAAGGUUUUACAACUCAGGCACAUGUGAAGUCCAUAAAAUUUCUUCCGCACAAUUAAGGAUCUGAGGAUGUGGUUGACCCUCUGUUUGGAUGACUUUUGGACAGUUUCACAUCCUCUAUGAAACUCACAAAUGGAGUGCUUUUAAUUGUGCUUAAAAAAAAAUACCAUGCGAAGGGCACUUGGCUGGCUGUCAAUAGGGCAUGUAACUCCUGAUCUCAGGGUUGUAAGUUUGAGCCCCAUGUUGGGUGUAGAGAUUACGUAAAAACUACCAUGUGACUUCCGAACUAAAAAGACAAAUAGUCUGGGUUUUUGUUAUGUGGAAGAUGUCCAUAGAAAUAAUGUUUAGGGUACUGCUUAAUAAGUUAAUAGUAUGUUUUAGGAUAGUGCUUAGUUCUUAAAAAUAAAUUCAUGUGAGAAUAGUUGUCAAAAAGUAAAGUCUGAAUUUUAAAAAGAUAGUUUUCCAAGAAGUAAAGAUUAGCAUAACCAGGUAAGCCUUGAUGUUCAUUCAUGCUUGAAGUGCUUUAUGGCAUUUGCUGUGGCUAUUUACUGCCAUUGCCUACUAGGCGAGAGUGGGAAAGUAUAGAAUUUUGCAUUCAUUAAGGUUAAAUGCAACCCAUUGGAGAGGGAGGGUGCUAGCUCUUGGUACCAUUAUGCAUUACAAUACUGUACGGUUGUAUUAAUAUUGCAAGAAAAAACUUCCCUUACCCUUAGAAACAUAGGU